AUGGCAGCCCCAAGAAGUGUACAGCGCUUGCAGCAGACGUUGUCGCACGUACAGCCUCCUAUUAGUCCACAGCUAUCUCUUGUCGCAGGCCCGACGGAGCCACAGCUGCUGGAUAUUACCUUGGGUGAGCUGCUAACACUACAAGCACUGCAGUAUGGGAGAAUUGAGUGCUUGGUCUUCCCCUGGACUGGUGCGCGAUGGACGUAUGGCCAGCUGAAAGAUGAGACCGAUCGUCUCAGCUAG
Penicillium mononematosum is the source of this 243-nucleotide messenger RNA. Its product is annotated as AMP-dependent synthetase/ligase. The transcript has a single exon. The coding region runs from base 1 to 243 and encodes 80 amino acids. The record is from RefSeq and is a predicted model, not a curated record. Lineage: Eukaryota; Fungi; Ascomycota; Eurotiomycetes; Eurotiales; Aspergillaceae.